AUCGUCCUUUGGACCGAUUCGCAGCGGACUUGAUUAACGGCGCUGGCCGACGUACACUUCGAGUCAGUACCGGACCGAGCUGCUGGAGCUAGUAGCUGGUGACGCCGUUGAAAGCGAAAGAUCCUGCAUAAAAUGCUUGAUCAUCGGAAUUGUGACGAAAAUAGCGUUUUGGUGAAACCACCGAGUACAACGGUUGUGCUAGGUGGUAGACUGGAUAGGAAAAAGUCCCUGUCCACGCCGAUUAUUCCGUUGCAAAAUGAAAAGUUCCUAUGUGUUCCGAUACACGGAGUGGCCAAACACCAGUUGCGGCCGGUAGUAGUGGCACACGAGUUUGCCUACGAUGAUAUCGCCAUUCAUACUGAAGUGCAGCAAGCAACGACUUAUCACACUAUACCGAAAAGUGCUUCCCAGUCUACAUUAACGAUCCCGGAAAAUUACAGUUUCACGUCAGUGCAGAUUCAAAUUUACAGACGCCGGUGGUUUUUACUGGUGUUGACCGUGUUGAGCAUUGCCGUCUCCUAUGUGCAGUGGAUUCAGUACAGUAUUGUCGCGAACAUAAUGGCUAAAUAUUACAACAUUUCUGCGGCGUGGAUAGACUGGACUUCGAUGAUAUUUAUGGUCGUGUACGUUGUGCUAGUAUUUCCCGUUUCGUAUGUUAUGGACGUAAGAAACUCGCGGCAGUCCGUUGUGAUCGGAACCGUCGGCACGGCUUUAGGUGCAUGGAUUAAAGUAUUUUCCACGAAUCCGAAUCAGUUUGAAAUAGUGAUGAUCGGGCAAACUGUAUCAGCAAUUGCUCAAGUGUUUCUGCUCAGCAUUCCUUCACGUUUGUCGGCCACAUGGUUCUCCCCACAAGAAGCUUCCUCAGUUUGUGCUUUCGGUGUGUUUGGAGGCCAACUCGGGAUUGCAAUCGGAUUUUUCUUAACACCCAUGAUCAUAGUCAAUAACGACGACGUUAGCUUAAUCGGUGUAGACUUGCAGAUUUUUCUCAUGGGUGUAGCCGGGUUUUCCACGAUGAUAGCUUGCAUGGUUAUAGCAAUUUUCAAAUCAGAGCCCCCGUUCGCGCCUAGUCACGUGCAGGCGCUCCAACGUACUAUGAAACCUCGUCGCAAAGAUUAUUGGCCGUCCGUUGUUCGCCUGUUGCAAGAUGAAAAUUAUAUUAUUCUGGUAAUUGCCUAUGGCAUUAACGUGGGACUGUUCAAUGCUUUCUCCACGCUGUUGAACCAGAUAGUGCUGAAUUACUUCCCCGAUAGUGCCACGGAUGCGGGUCGCGUUGGCCUUGCUUUGAUCGUUCUGGGAUUAAUAGGGUCAAUGGUUUUUGGCUAUCUGUUGGAUACAAGCCAUAAGUAUAAGGCAACAGCUGUGUGGGUCUGUCGGUUAUCAGCCGUAACAAUGGUUAUAUUCGCGCUUGCCCUACAAAGUCGUUCCAAAAAACUGCUUGCAGUCGCAUCAGUGUUUCUUGGAUUUUUCAUGACAGGUUUUCAGCCAAUUGGAUAUGAAUUUGCUGCAGAACUGACCUUUCCAGAGCCCGAUGGUCCCGUUGUGGGGAUUCUCAACAUCUCAACUCAAGUUUUCGGCAUCGUGAUAACAUUAAUGAUUUCGGGACUACAAAAUAUCUUGGGGGACUUUGUUGGGAACAUAGUUUUUGCUGCCUUUCUAUUUCUGGAUGGGAACAUUAUAGCGCUGAUUCAAUCGGACUUGCGGCGAUAUAAAACUCAUUUAGAAAUAGAAAACGAGGCGGCGAGGGAAUUCGCAGAGGACGCAAGCACACGUUAUGGAGAUAUCUCAAGCUACGAGGAUGCACCAUUGAAGCUAAAAAUAGAUGCGCCUAUCUGAUAAAACAACUUCAAGAACAUAGCUGCACCGUGUUUUGCAAAUGUUCAGUAGGUAAUCCAUGUUCCGUAAGAACAUGAAGUGUUUAAAGUAGCUUUCAUAUUUUAAGAACCCUUUUCAAAGCCCAAUGUACGUUACACCUAAAAGAAUAAAAAUAGCGUAUAGCGUAAGGUUGAAGAUGUUAAAUAAAAAAUAUAUAUUGAAUAAAUAUUUCAA
Molecule: messenger RNA, 2046 nt
Organism: Anopheles aquasalis
Lineage: Eukaryota; Metazoa; Arthropoda; Insecta; Diptera; Culicidae
Product: feline leukemia virus subgroup C receptor-related protein 2-like
Biological process (GO): heme export; transmembrane transport
Cellular component (GO): membrane
Molecular function (GO): heme transmembrane transporter activity; heme binding
Source: RefSeq, a predicted model, not a curated record